Messenger RNA from Acipenser ruthenus (sterlet), 2053 nucleotides. Its product is annotated as replication protein A 32 kDa subunit-A-like. Gene Ontology annotation, cellular component: nucleus; site of double-strand break; chromosome, telomeric region. Bases 248 to 1063 code for a protein of 271 amino acids. The record is from RefSeq and is a predicted model, not a curated record. Gene Ontology annotation, biological process: nucleotide-excision repair; double-strand break repair via homologous recombination; DNA replication. Gene Ontology annotation, molecular function: DNA binding. NCBI's taxonomy places the organism in Eukaryota, Metazoa, Chordata, Actinopteri, Acipenseriformes, Acipenseridae. The transcript has 9 exons.
UCUACUCCAAACUCGCAGUCUCAUUGGGCAGAACUUCUCAACACUGCAAUCGGUGAUUGGGCAGCUGUGUUCGCGGCAGUGCGGUUUGUAGCGCGCCUGUAUGUAGCAAAGCUCGGACACUUACCAGCGCGUGGAAAGAGUGUGGGAAAGAAAACUGCGCAGUAUUAUUAUAAAACAAUAUAAAGGUUUGCUUUUAGAAACGCUACAAAACCAUCUUCCUGUAAAGCAGUAUAUUGUACCGAAUAGAAUGAUGUGGAACCAGAGUGGUUCUUUUGGUGAGUCUGCGAUGGGAGGCGGCUACACCCAGUCUCCGGGCGGGUUUGGAUCCCCGUCCGCCACACAGGGGGAGAAGAAGGGUGGGAGAUCCCGAGCUCAGUCCAUCGUCCCCUGCACAGUGGCGCAGGUGCUCUCUGUCUCCCAGACAGAGGACGUCUUCAAAUUUGGAGAAGUGGAGCUGUCUCAGGUGACCCUUGUGGGGAUGAUCCGCCAUGCGGAGAAAGCACCCACCAACAUCCAGUAUAAACUGGAUGACAUGACCGCGCCGCCCAUUGACGUCAGACAGUGGGUGGAUACGGAUGAAGGCGGUGGGGAAAAUAUUGUUGUGCCUCCAGGCAAUUACGUUAAAGUGUCAUGUCAUCUCCGGUCUUUCCAGAACAAGAAGAGUCUGGUUGCCUUUAAUGUCAGGCCUCUGGAGGAUAUGAAUGAGUUGACCUCUCACAUGCUAGAAGUGGUUCACGCCCAGAUGCUCCUCAAUAAGCCGCAGCCUUUGAUGGGUGACGGUGGCAUGAAUCGGAGCCUCAGCAUGCCAGGAAGCACGGGGAGCGGAUACUCGGGAGCUGAGGAUGGUGGGAUGAAUGGCUUGACACCACAGCAGGGUCAGGUGUUGAAUUUGAUCAAGACGUGUAAAGAAGUGCAAGGGAUAAGUAUUCAGGACAUCAAAAUCAGGCUUAAGGGAAUGAACGCCCUGGCCAUCAAGCAGGCUGUGGAGUUUCUCGGUAAUGAAGGGCACAUUUAUUCCACUGUGGACGAGGACCACUACAGAUCAACAGAGUCGGAGAACUGAGAAACGAGGAGGAAUCCACUCCUGUUAGUGUUGCCCGAACAUUUUCUUUUUCGACGCUUCGAAGAACUGAAGGGCCAUCCACUUGGCAUCUGCAUUUGUAAUAGAGUCGUGUGAACGAAAAACUGAUAAGACGUGUAUUGGUUUAUUUCGGUUAAUUCCUGCUUUUAAAAGCAUCUGUUUUAUAUCCUGAAUAAAGAGGAACCCUACAGUCUUACUGGAACACUUCUUUUUAAAGAUGCUUACAAAUAUUAAACAAUACACCCCCCCUCUCCCAAAUGAGUAUCUUGUACGAGCACUUAAAUACAAUAUCCCAUUGCAAUAAAUAACACUGGUGGCAUUUUAGUUAUACUUCAGUUUUGGCUGACAGUCUUGUCGUAUUCGUUUUCUAUUUGGGACUCUUCUUUUGAUCCCCAAAGCAGUGCAAAUAAAAGCUGUCAUUUGCAGUACUGGUACAUAAAAGGUUGUGUGGUUCUGAAUCGGAUUAGUAUCUAUUUCAUAAACGGCGUCUGUGACUAUUGAGUCAAAGCUGACUUUCCCAUAAUGACGCAGGGGAGAGAGAUCCAGAGAUGAGCGUUUUAGAUUUGUAUAUGUGUUUCCUCAGACCUCAAUACUUACAAAUAGUGAACCUCCACAUCUAUCCAUGAAGCAUGCUGUGAACCCCAGUUCCUCAGCACUUUCAGGGUGUUAUUCCCUCGUUGUAAAUCCCCUUAUCCCUGUGACUAGGAAGGGGAGUUAGGGUUAGGGUGGUGGUAAUGAAACCAACGAAGAGGAAAAUUUGAAUUGUUUUAGUGCUCAAUAAGGCAUGACUUACUGAAGUCAUAAAGACUUCUAGCAGUUGGUGUAGUUGCUCACAUUUGACAUUUAAAUUAACUAUACCAUGUGGCUUUUUUUUUUUUUUUGAUUGGGGAAGUCACCCUAAUAGAUGUAGGAUAUACAAUAUUUGUUUUUGUACAUGGUGAUAAUCAGUUAAUAAAUGGCAAUUGUAUACGA